Molecule: messenger RNA, 1907 nt
Organism: Hibiscus syriacus
Lineage: Eukaryota; Viridiplantae; Streptophyta; Magnoliopsida; Malvales; Malvaceae
Product: protein NRT1/ PTR FAMILY 5.10-like
Exons: 3
Coding region: 57-1763 (568 amino acids)
Biological process (GO): transmembrane transport; dipeptide transport
Cellular component (GO): membrane
Molecular function (GO): tripeptide transmembrane transporter activity; dipeptide transmembrane transporter activity
Source: RefSeq, a predicted model, not a curated record
CUGCAAUAAUUCCUUUUUUCCGAUCUCAAUUCCCAAUUCUUUCGAAGCUGGUGGAGAUGUACAAUUCCAAUCUGGCCGCGGCUGAAACUCCUCUUUUAGAUGACACAGUUCAUGCCUGCCUUGAUUUCAAAGGCCGCCCUGUCCGCCGCUCAAACUCCGGUGGUUGGAGAUCGGCUUCUUUCAUCAUUCUUGUCGAAGUUGCAGAGAGGUUUGCUUAUUUUGGGAUCUCUACAAACUUAAUUUCUUACUUAACGGGGCCUCUGUCUCAGUCCACUGCCACCGCCGCUGCUCAAGUUAAUGCCUGGUCGGGAGCAGCGGCGCUUCUCCCACUGUUGGGUGCUUUUAUUGCCGAUUCUUUUCUUGGCCGAUACCGCACCAUCAUCGUUGCUUCUCUUGUUUACGUUUUGGGCCUAGGCUUGUUGACUCUGUCUGCUACUCUUCCAUCUGUCACCACUUCUGGUGCCCAUAAUGCAGAUAAUGUCACAUUAAACACUUCAUCAGAGCUUCAGUUUCAAGUGAUACUAUUCUUCUUCUCACUAUAUCUGGUAGCAUUUGCACAAGGCGGGCACAAACCCUGCGUUCUAGCUUUUGGCGCCGAUCAAUUUGAUGCACAAGACCCUGAGGAGUGCCAAGCCAAGGGUUCUUUCUUUAAUUGGUUGUACUUUGGAACUGCUGCUGGUAUCUUAGUGACCCUUUUGGUUUUAAAUUACAUACAAGACAAUCUAAGUUGGGUUCUUGGAUUUGCAAUACCUGGUAUUGUGAUGGCUUUUUCACUGCUUGCUUUUCUGCUCGGAACGACAACUUACAGAUUUAGUGUCAAAGGGGACGAAGUAAGCCCAUUUGCGAGGAUUGGUCGAGUUUUUGUUUUGGCUGUUAGUAACCGAAAAACAGCUUCUUCAGCAAUUGCUAAAGAGGAAGCUCUUCCAACUGAAAGUUCCAAGCAAUUCGGAUUUCUCGAGAAUGCCUUGCUUGAUCCAGAUGAUACAAUGGAGCAGGGAAAGUGUGUAGCAUCAGAGGUCGAAGAAGCAAAGGCUGUUUUAAGGCUUGCACCUAUAUGGGCUGCAAGCUUGAUUUAUGCAGUUGUUUUUGCACAGUCAUCAACAUUGUUUACUAAGCAAGGUGCUACAAUGGACAGAACAAUUACAGCAGGGUUGAAAAUACCAGCUGCUUCACUCCAGUGUUUCAUAAGCUUUGCAAUUAUGCUCUUCAUUCCUAUAUAUGAUCGAAUAUUUGUUCCUUUUACAAGAGCUGUCACCGGAAAACCAGGUGGAAUUACAAUGCUGCAAAGAAUUGGAACUGGAAUUGCUCUAUCAGUUAUAGCAAUGGUGAUUGCUGCUUUAGUAGAGAUGAAGAGGCUUAGAACUGCUCGAGAACAUGGGUUGAUAGACCAGCCAAACGUGACAGUUCCAAUGCGUGUGUGGUGGUUGAUCCCUCAAUACUCGUUGUAUGGAUUAUCUGAUGUAUUUGCCAUUGUUGGUCUUCAAGAAUUUUUUUAUGAUCAGAUGCCUGAUGAAUUAAGAAGCAUCGGUGUUGCAGUCUACCUUAGCAUCAUCGGUGUUGGAAGUUUCUUAAGUUGCUUUCUCAUCUCUGUUAUUGAGAAAGCAACUGGUGGGGAUGGCGGAGAUAGCUGGUUUGCAGAUAAUCUAAACAAGGCACAUCUUGAUUACUUUUAUUGGCUGCUUGCCGCGCUUAGUGCUGUGGGAUGGGUACUCUAUAUAUUUUCCACAAAAUCUUAUAUUUAUGCCAGGGGAGCUACCUUAUAAAAUUCUUCUAAGCCCUGAAUUCGAGUGUUACCGAGUAAUUGUAACCGUAUUAUGUUCUUUUCUAGAGCUUUUCGGAGUAAGAUUUGUAAUGCAAUCAAGGAAUACAUGUAUACAUGCUAUAUGUAGAAGCUAUGUCAUUUUGAA